Molecule: messenger RNA, 1032 nt
Organism: Mucor velutinosus
Lineage: Eukaryota; Fungi; Mucoromycota; Mucoromycetes; Mucorales; Mucoraceae
Product: G protein subunit beta
Exons: 7
Coding region: 1-1032 (343 amino acids)
Biological process (GO): glutathione catabolic process
Cellular component (GO): cytoplasm; glutathione hydrolase complex
Molecular function (GO): omega peptidase activity
Source: RefSeq, a predicted model, not a curated record
AUGUGUCGAUUCUUAUUAUACAAGGGAAACCAGCCCAUUCUUCUUGCUCAUCUCAUUACACGGCCAAAGCACUCAAUUGUCAAUCAAUCGUUUGAUUCACGAUUACGUCUAGAUACCAGAAGACCAUUGAACGGCGAUGGAUUUGGUGUAGGAUGGUACGAUAAUGAAACGCCAGAGACAGAGCACGAUCCCAUCACGCCUUGCAUUUUUACAUCAGUAACACCAGCAUGGAACAAUGUCAAUUUAGUGAGACUUGCCGAAAAGAUUAGAAGCCCACUUGUGUUUGCUCAUGUUCGUGCUAGUACAUCUGGAGCAGUAUCUGAAACGAAUUGUCACCCCUGGUCUUUUGGACGUUUGAUGUGGAUGCAUAAUGGCGGUAUCGCAGAAUUCGACAAAUUCAAGCGUAGAUUACAGAGCUCUUUACCGGAUGAACUCUUCUUGUUUGUCCAAGGCAGCACAGAUUCUGAAUGGGCUUUUGCUCUGUUCCUAAGUUUUUUGAAAAAUCCAAAUGCCAAUUCGUUUGAACACCAAGAACUCAAGGAAGCCAUGCUCAAGACUGUGGCUCAAUUGAAUGCGUAUGCUGAAGAAUACAACAUUACUGAGCCUUCUCUGUUGAAUUUUGCGGUGACAGAUGGUCAAACAGUGGUAUGUAUUCGUUACAUCAGCAGCAGAACAGAAGAAGCAGCUUCACUCUAUUUCUCGUCAGGUACGCGAUUCGAAUGCUAUAGACCUGGCCAUUAUCGCAUGGUCAAAGCCGAUAGAAGAGAAGACAUUGUGGUUGUAGCAUCAGAACCUUUGACAUUUGAAAAGGCCGAUUGGCUCACCAUUCCCACCAACAACAUUCUGGUAGUUACUCCCAAAUUAAAUGUGUUGCUACAACCUAUCAAGGACAAAUUCUACACACCAGAAAGAGGCAUGGAAGUCAAGAUUAACGAUGAAGAUGUGGCCAUUAUACCAGAGCCCAAGGCUCAAUUAUUUAAGGCACAAGCCGAAGAGCAAAUGCAACAUGAUUCUCCCAUCUUGGUUGGUUAA